AUGAGGCUAUACUCUGCCUUGCUCGGGCUGCUUGCACCCAGCCUGUGCAUUGCCGCCAACCCGUCUCGCGUGGAGCUGCCGGCCGACUUCAAGGUGCCGCAGGUCUUCAAGAACACCAACCUCGUGCGCAACACCAACCUGGAGAAGGCUUACGUGCGGGAGACUAUCAAUGUUGUCGUGGAGAAUACCGACAAGCAGCCGCAGAGCGAUUACUACAUCCCUUUCCCGUCACAGGUGUUUGGUCGCGUUGGAGGUUUCGAGGUCCGGGACAAGAAAGCCCCAGAAAAGGGCCGCUUCGAGGUAGAUGCCACGGAGGUUGAUCCGUCCAGCGGCAACCAAUACUUCGUGGUACACCUCUCUGAGCCCCUGGCGCCGAAGGCCGAAAUCACUCUGGGAAUCUCGUACUCAAUUCUGUCUUCUGUCCACCCGCGUCCGGCGACCAUCAACCAGGCCGACCAGCAGUACCUGAGCUACACCUUCUCAGCCUAUGUGCCUUCAGCCUACCAGACCGUCACGCAAAAGACCAAACUGAAGUUCCCCAACACCCAGGUACCCGACUACACAACCACUUCCGGCAUCAAGUCUGGUUCAGGCGAGGAUCCCGAACGUAAGGGCGCGACCUACACAUACGGACCCUACAACACCGCCAAGGUGGCCCCCGGCACCGAGCACCCGAUUACCGUGCGGUAUGAGUUCACCCACCCGGUGAUCACCGCCCACCUUCUGGAACGCGACCUGGAAGUGUCGCACUGGGGCGGUAACCUGGCAACAGAGGAGCGAUACUGGCUGCGGAACAACGCGUCGCAGCUGAUCAAUCACUUCUCGCGCGUCGAGUGGACGCUCGCCAACUACCAGAAACUGCCCUCGUCCGCGGUGCGCGAGAUCGUGUACCCGCUGCAACCAGGCUCGGUCGACCCGUACUUCACCGAUGAUAUUGGCAACGUCUCGACUAGUCGCUUCCGUCCCGGCACGGCCAAGACCCCCGCACACUUGGAGCUGAAGCCCCGGUACCCGAUCUUCGGUGGCUGGAACUACAGCUUCCGCGUGGGCUGGAACCAGGAUCUGACGCGGUACCUGCGCCGUGCUGUCAGUGGCUCUGACUCGUACGUGCUCAAGGUGCCGUUCCUCGAGGGGCCCAAGGUACCGGAGGGCGUGCAGUAUGAGCGCGUGGUCGUGCGUGUGGUUCUCCCCGAGGGUGCACACAAUGUCCGUUUCCAGACUGUUGAUGGUGCUUCCAGCAACGGUCUUCCUGGCGCAAACCACAUUGCCUCGCAUUUGUCCUCGCUCAAGACUUAUAUGGACACGCUGGGUCGCACCACGCUGACUCUGGAGGUUGACAGUCUAACCGAUGAAGCGCGCAACGCGCAGCUCGUGGUUACCUACGAGCACUCGCUGGUAGACUCCCUGCGUAAGCCGGCCACGAUGUUCGCGGGUGUGCUGUCGCUCUUUGUCGCGGCGUGGUUGAUCGGAAAGAUUGACAUCAGCAUCAAGAAGCGCUAA
Molecule: messenger RNA, 1500 nt
Organism: Penicillium lagena
Lineage: Eukaryota; Fungi; Ascomycota; Eurotiomycetes; Eurotiales; Aspergillaceae
Product: dolichyl-diphosphooligosaccharide--protein glycotransferase subunit OST1
Exons: 3
Coding region: 1-1500 (499 amino acids)
Cellular component (GO): oligosaccharyltransferase complex; membrane
Source: RefSeq, a predicted model, not a curated record